GGAAGUGCCCUUGCCACAGAGGGAGCAGAGGGGCACCACGGUAGCUGCAGUGGAGUUCGUUAUCAGCUAGAAGAGCUGGCAGGCUAGUCUGGUCCAGGCCGGGUACAUUCCUGCUCUGAGCAGUAGGGUCCCACAGGAGUGGCCCACGCCACAGCCCCCAGGAUGCCCAGCAGAACUGUCCGCUACACCCGCUACAGCCCACAGCAGCGGCGCCGGCGGCUGCUGGCUGAUCGAAGUGUACACUUCCCUAAUGAUGUCCUGUUCCUAGACCACAUCCGCCAGGGCGACCUAGAGCAGGUGGGGCGCUUCCUCCGGGCUCAGAAAGUCACCCUGGACACCAUCCACCCCUCAGGCAUGGCCGCCCUGCAUGAAGCGGUGCUCUCUGGAAACCUGGAGUGUGUGAAGUUGUUGGUCAAAUAUGGGGCCGAUAUUCACCAGCGGGAUGAGACGGGCUGGACGCCCCUGCACAUUGCCUGCAGUGAUGGGUACCCUGACAUAGCCAGGUACCUCAUCUCCCUGGGGGCUGACAGAGACGCAGCCAACAAUGAUGGUGACCUGCCCUCGCACCUCAUUGACCCUGACUUCAAGGACCUAGUGGAGCUCUUCAAAGAUACUAAGAUGGACUGAGCCCAGCCCUGCCCUCCCAGGGCUCUCGCCCUCCCUGGAGAAGUCGGGCGCCCACCUCCCCCAGGUGCCAGGACAUGCCCCACUGGCGGGGCUGGGAGCCGGCAAAGACCUGGUACCUGGACAUAACCCCUGCCCUCACACCUCUGGCCUGGCUUUUUCUCCAGGUGAAUU
Ceratotherium simum simum (southern white rhinoceros) is the source of this 798-nucleotide messenger RNA. It is a transcript of the gene PPP1R27, whose product is annotated as protein phosphatase 1 regulatory subunit 27. Gene Ontology annotation, molecular function: phosphatase binding. The record is from RefSeq and is a predicted model, not a curated record. Lineage: Eukaryota; Metazoa; Chordata; Mammalia; Perissodactyla; Rhinocerotidae.